Plenodomus lingam JN3 is the source of this 675-nucleotide messenger RNA. RefSeq lists its product as uncharacterized. Gene Ontology annotation, cellular component: Sec62/Sec63 complex. The record is from RefSeq and is a predicted model, not a curated record. Gene Ontology annotation, biological process: post-translational protein targeting to membrane, translocation. NCBI's taxonomy places the organism in Eukaryota, Fungi, Ascomycota, Dothideomycetes, Pleosporales, Leptosphaeriaceae.
AUGUGGCCUUUCGACGCCGUGGACUGGCUUAUGCUCAGUAUCCCCAUUGCCUACCUCUUCAUUCUGAUCGGAUCCCUCGCCGUCUUUUCCAACCUCUAUCGCAAGCGCAAAGCCGCAUCUGCCGCCUCCCUCGAGCCAUGGUUCCCCGCCCACCUCCAGCGCAACAUCUAUCUGACCCUCCUCCACAUGGACGAGCCCAAGGUGCCUGACAGCGUCCUAAAAGCUGCCCUCCUUCGCCGUGCAACCGAGGACAUCCACAGGAUCGUGCAGAUUCGUAAUGCGAAGCAGGCGCUGCAGGUCUUGUUGCAGAGGGGCAGCGUUGGAGAUGAUCUGUGGCAGAGGUUCCAGAGGGCUGAGAAGGAGAUUGAAGAGGAGUUGAAGGAUGUCGUACAGGAGGCCAACGCGUUUGCCCCCAACUGGGGUCAGACUAUCUUCCAGUCAGCAUCGGAAAUGGCACAAAACACACAGAUCAGGGACCGCCUGAGUGAGAUCAUGUCAAAGACAUCUGAAGAGCGAGAGUGGUGGGCAAAGCGCAAGGCGGAGAUUCAGUCGGCCUUUAUGAAGGAGCUGGACGAGGAGAAGGUGAAGAGCAGCGAAGACGAGGCUGUACUGGUAGAGGCUGGUGGUCCUGCUGGCAGCGUUGGCAAGGGCACGAAGAAGGCUGCGAAGGCGUAG